Molecule: messenger RNA, 6777 nt
Organism: Polyodon spathula (Mississippi paddlefish)
Lineage: Eukaryota; Metazoa; Chordata; Actinopteri; Acipenseriformes; Polyodontidae
Gene: ptprfa
Product: protein tyrosine phosphatase receptor type Fa
Exons: 35
Coding region: 433-6171 (1912 amino acids)
Biological process (GO): protein dephosphorylation
Molecular function (GO): protein binding; protein tyrosine phosphatase activity
Source: RefSeq, a predicted model, not a curated record
GAGUUUACAGAAGACCGUGUGCAGGCAGGCAACCAAAGGUGACGGUGGAGCCACAAUUGAGCGUUUUUACUUUCUACACCAGUCAGCAAUCUGUUUGUCAAUUAGGAACGAUGGAUUAAAUAAACUGCAACGUGCCUUGCCAUUUUCUUCCACCUGGGGCAACAGUUUCACUCUUUAAAAAUGCAGGAUGUACACAAACAUGUGUAGAGGAUUUCCAUGUCAUGUUGCUCACUCUUGGGAAUAACUCCAGCAUUUGAAUCAAGAAGGCUAAAGUGAUUUUUUCUUGGACGUUUCUUGUUCAACCUGUUUACUUUGUAUUUUUUUUUUUUUUUCUGUUUCUCAAAUAUGGGUGAAGUGUAAUCUAUGAUCUUUUGAACGUGGAGUUGACAAGCCAGGGACUCAGGACUUGGAGGAGCAGUGCCACUCUGGAAUAUGGUGCCUAAUCGCUGUCCAGCGACACUGCUGGUGCCGGUAGCGGUACUGGUGAUCUGCCUGGUGCUAUCGUCUGUGGCAGACAGCAUGCCAAGUUUUGUAAAAACCCCAGAGGACCAAAUUGGGAUUUCGGGAGGUGUGGCGUCUUUUGUGUGCCUGGCGGCAGGAGAGCCGAAACCCAGGAUCACAUGGAUGAAAAAGGGAAAGAAAGUGAGCUCUCAGCGCUUUGAGGUGAUUGAGUUUGAUGAUGGCUCAGGGUCUGUCCUCAGAAUUCAGCCUCUUCGGACUCAUAGGGACGAAGCGAUCUAUGAGUGCACAGCGACCAACAGCAUGGGAGAGAUCAACACCAGUGCCAAACUCACAGUCCUGGAAGAAGACCAGAUACCUCAUGGGUUCCCAACCAUUGACAUGGGCCCUCAGCUGAAGGUGGUAGAGAAGACACGCACGGCGACCAUGCUGUGUGCAGCAAGUGGGAACCCUGACCCUGAAAUCAACUGGUUUAAGGACUUCCUGCCGGUGGAUAUAGCUAGCAGCAACGGUCGAAUCAAACAGCUCCGCUCAGGUGCCCUGCAGAUUGAGAACAGUGAGGAGUCUGACCAGGGAAAAUAUGAAUGUGUGGCAAGCAACAGUGCUGGGACCCGCUACUCAGCCCCCGCCAAUCUCUAUGUGCGAGUACGCCGCGUCCCUCCCCGCUUCUCAAUCCCCCCCACCAACCACGAGGUAAUGCCUGGGGGCAGUGUGAACUUGACCUGUGUGGCGGUGGGUGCCCCCAUGCCCUAUGUGAAAUGGAUGGCUGGAGUUGUGGAGCUGACCAAAGAGGACGAGAUGCCUGUGGGCCGCAACGUGCUUGAGCUGUCCAAUAUUCGCGAGUCCGCCAACUACACCUGCGUGGCCAUCUCCUCCCUGGGCAUGAUCGACGCAACUGCUCAGAUCUCCGUCAAAGCCUUGCCAAAACCCCCAACUGCACCAGUAGUGACAGAAACCACUGCCACUAGUGUAACCCUGACCUGGGAUUCUGGGAACCCAGACCACAUCUCCUACUAUGUGAUCCAGUACAAGGCAAAAUCCUCAGAGCGGGGCUACCAGGAGGUAGACGGAGUAGCCACAACCCGCUACAGCAUUGGAGGUCUGAGCCCCUACUCGGAGUACGAGUUCCGUGUGAUUGCAGUCAAUAACAUCGGCAGGGGCCCCCCCAGCAACCUUGUGGAUGCCCGCACUGGGGAGCAGGCCCCUUCUUCCCCUCCCCUGCGGGUCCAGGCUCGCAUGCUGAGUGCCAGCACCAUACUGGUGCAGUGGGAGCCCCCAGAGGAGUCCAAUGGGCAGAUCCGUGGCUACCGCGUGUACUACAGCGAUGACCUGCAGAGGCCCCUCAGCUCCUGGAACAAACACAACACGGACGACAGCCGCCUCACGACUGUCUCGAACCUCAUCACUGGUACCACCUACAGCAUCCGCGUCCUGGGCUUCACCUCCGUCGGGGACGGGCCCCCCUCAGACGUGCUCCAGGUCAAAGCGCAGCAGGGCGUGCCCGCCCAGCCCUCGAAUUUCCAAGCGGAGGCCGAGUCGGAUACUCGGAUAAUGCUGACCUGGUUACUGCCGACACAGGAGCGGAUCAUCAAAUACGAGCUGGAAUACUGGGAGGAGGGGUCUGACAAAAAGCAACACUUGAACCUGAACCCAGCCGACUCGUAUGCAGUGGAGGGCUUGAAGCCGGAUACCAUGUACAAGUUUACCCUUGCUGCACACUCUGAUUUCGGAGUGGGAGUCUACACACAGCCCAUAGAGGCCAGGACAGCACAGUCCACCCCCUCCGCCCCCCCUCAAGAAGUGCAUGCUGUCAGUCUCAGCUCCACCAGCAUCAAGGUGAGUUGGGUAGCGCCCCCUGCUGGGAGCCGCCAUGGAGCCAUUGUCCAGUACACAGUUGCCUACCAGGCUGUAAACGGGGAGGACAGUGAAAAGCACGAAGUGUCAAACAUUUCAGCGGAAGCCACCAGCUAUGUGAUGGAAGACCUGGAGAAGUGGACAGAGUAUAUGGUGUGGGUGAGAGCUCACACUGACGUGGGGCCAGGACCCGAGAGCCCUCCAGUGCAUGUGCGAACCGACGAGGAUGUGCCUAGCGCGCCCCCAAGGAAAGUGGAAGCAGAAGCCAUCAACUCCACAGCAAUCCGAGUGACGUGGAAAGCACCACUCUCCAACAAACAGCACGGGCAGAUCCGAGGGUACCAGGUGACUUACUCCCGACUGGAGAACAGCGAGCCACGAGGGCAGCCACUCAUCAAGGACAUCAUGCUUCCAGAGGCACAGUGGAAAGUUGAGGAGCCUGCGGAAUAUGAGGCUGUUAUAACUGGACUCCUCUCUGAAACCACAUACUCAAUUACGAUAGCCGCGUACACCACAAAAGGGGAUGGGGCUCGCAGCAAAGCCAAGGUGAUCUCCACCAUGGGAGCUGUUCCAGGAAAGCCCACUAUGAUGAUCAGCCCCACCAUGUUGAAUACAGCCCUGAUCCAGUGGCAACCCCCCAAGGAGGUGGUGGGUGAGCUGAUUGGGUACCAGCUUCAGUAUAAGCGGGUGGAGGAAGAAACUUACCGCGUUGUCGAUUUAAAAAAGAACGACGACCACUACACUGUCACAGGACUACACAAGGGAGCCACCUACAUCUUCAGGCUGUCUGCGAAGAACCGAGCAGGGAACGGUGAGCAGUACGUCAAGGAGAUCACCACCACGGAGGACACUCCCAGCGGCUUCCCCCAGAACCUGCGGGUAGUGGGCCUCACUACCUCCACCACUGAGCUGGCCUGGGAUCCCCCGCUGCUGGCAGAAAGGAACGGCAAGAUCGUGCAGUACACCGUGGUCUACCGGGACAUCAACAGCCUGCAGAACCACACCAACAUCACGUCUGAAACACGCAUCGUCCUCGGCAACCUCCAGCCUGACACCACUUAUGAUAUCCGAGUCCGCUCCUUUACAAGCAAGGGGCCCGGACCUAUCAGCCCCAGCAUCCAGAGCAGGACUAUGCCUGUGGAGCAAGUGUUUGCCAAGAGCUUCCGAGUGAAGGCAGUGAUGAAAACAUCAGUGUUAUUGACUUGGGAAGUGCCUGAAUCCUACAAAUCUCAAGUGCCAUUCAAGAUUCUUUAUAAUGGGCAGAGUGUGGAGGUGCAGGGAAACCUCAAACGCAAGAUGAUCACAAAGCUGCAGCCUGACAGAGAGUACUCCUUUGCUUUGAUGAGCCGUGGGAACAAUGCCGGUGGUCUUCAGCAGGUGGUGUCAAUUCGAACCGCUCCCGACAUGCUUAAGACCAAGCCGAUUCUGUUUAGCAAAAAUGAGGAGGGGGGUGGCAAGCUCGCCCUUAAUCUGCCAAAAGUCCAGACCAAAGCGCCUGUCAGGUGGUAUUAUAUUGUGGUGCUGCCGGUCACACAAGCAACCUCCAGGAAAUGGGAGAAUCCGGAUGAAUUGGAACUGGAUAAUCUGCUGGAGGCAAGUGAGAACCUGCAGCGACAUAGACGUCAGACAGAGGUGCUGAAACCUUACAUUGCUGCUAAACUGGACUCUCUUCCCGCCACCUUCACGCUGGGAGAUGAGAAGUACUACAACGGCUUCUACAACAAGCUCCUGUCUGGGGAACAGAAGUACCUGUGCUUUGUUCUGGCAGCCUUGGAGGAUAAAAAUACAAAGACGUACGCAGCGAGCCCAUACUCAGACCCGAUCCAGGUCAAGGUGUCUCCUGACAUGGCCAAGCAGCAAGAGGAUCCUGAGAUGCUGUGGGUGAUGGGACCGGUCCUUGCAGUCAUUCUGAUCAUCAUCAUUGUUAUCGCAAUCCUGCUGUUUAAGAGCAAACAGGAAAGAAAACGUGCCUCCCCAUCGGCAAAAGAUGACCACUCUGGUGGAGUUAAGGACUCUCUCCUGGCCCACUCUACAGACCCUGUAGAGAUGCGACGCCUCAAUUACCAGACUCCAGGUCCAAGUGCCCCCUGUUGCCCGAACAUUUCAAGCAUGAGAGAGCACCCUCCCAUCUCUGUCACAGAGCUUGCGGAUCACAUUGAGAGGCUGAAGGCCAACGAUGGGUUGCGAUUCUCCCAGGAGUACGAGUCCAUAGACCCUGGACAGCAGUUCACCUGGGAGAAUUCGAAUCUGGAGGUCAACAAACCAAAGAACCGCUAUGCAAAUGUGAUUUCAUACGACCAUUCCCGGGUCAUCCUCACCUCCAUCGAUGGUGUGCCAGGCAGCGACUACAUCAAUGCAAAUUACAUUGACGGCUAUCGGAAGCAGAACGCUUACAUCGCCACCCAGGGUCCCCUGCCCGAGACACUCAGUGAUUUCUGGAGGAUGGUGUGGGAGCAGCGGACCAAUACCAUUGUGAUGAUGACCCGGCUCGAGGAGAAAUCCAGGGUCAAGUGCGACCAGUACUGGCCAAGCCGUGGCACAGAGACGUACGGCAUGAUUCAGGUGACAAUGCUGGACACUGUGGAGCUUGCCACCUACAGCGUCAGGACUUUCGCUCUCUACAAGAACGGCUCCAGCGAGAAGCGGGAAUUGAGACAGUUCCAGUUCAUGGCCUGGCCAGACCACGGAGUGCCUGAAUACCCGACCCCCAUCCUGGCCUUCCUGAGGAGAGUGAAGGCUUGCAACCCCCCGGACGCAGGGCCUAUGGUGGUGCACUGCAGCGCUGGCGUGGGACGGACAGGGUGCUUGAUCGUGAUCGAGGCCAUGCUGGAGCGCAUGAAGCACGAGAAGUCGGUAGACAUUUACGGACAUGUGACCUGCAUGCGCUCCCAGCGGAACUACAUGGUACAGACAGAGGACCAGUACAUCUUUAUUCACGAAGCACUGCUGGAGGCAGCCAUCUGUGGUAACACAGAGGUCCCAGCACGAAACCUCUACGCACACAUCCAGAAACUUACGCAGAUCCCGCCAGGGGAUACUGUCACUUCCAUGGAGCUCGAGUUCAAGCGACUAGCCAACUCCAAAGCACACACCUCACGAUUCAUCAGUGCCAACCUCCCAUGCAAUAAGUUCAAGAACCGACUUGUGAACAUCAUGCCCUUUGAGUCUACCCGUGUCUGUCUGCAGCCAAUCAGAGGGGUGGAGGGAUCCGAUUACAUCAAUGCCAGCUUUAUCGACGGCUACAGGCAGCAGAAAGCCUACGUUGCAACACAGGGACCCCUGGCAGAGACCACUGAGGAUUUCUGGAGAAUGCUGUGGGAGCACAACUCCACUAUUGUGGUGAUGCUAACCAAGCUGAGAGAAAUGGGACGGGAAAAAUGCCAUCAGUACUGGCCUGCAGAGCGGUCAGCUCGAUACCAGUAUUUUGUGGUGGAUCCCAUGGCAGAAUACAACAUGCCCCAGUAUAUCCUGCGGGAGUUCAAGGUCACCGAUGCUAGGGACGGCCAGUCCCGGACCAUUCGCCAAUUCCAAUUCACAGACUGGCCGGAGCAGGGAGUGCCAAAAACCGGGGAGGGAUUCAUUGAUUUCAUUGGCCAAGUCCACAAAACCAAGGAGCAGUUUGGCCAGGAUGGACCAAUCACUGUGCACUGCAGUGCUGGCGUGGGCAGGACGGGAGUGUUCAUCACGCUCAGUAUUGUGCUGGAGAGGAUGAGGUAUGAGGGCGUUGUGGAUCUCUUCCAGACUGUGAAGACACUGCGGACUCAGAGACCAGCCAUGGUGCAGACAGAGGAUCAGUACCAGCUGUGCUACAGAGCAGCCCUGGAGUAUCUGGGCAGCUUCGAUCACUAUGCAACGUAACUACGCCUGGCUGCCCCAGAACCUUCAGGAGUAUGAAAGUGCUCCUCCUGAGCCAUACCCACUCACCUGAUUCUGUACAGAAGCUGCCAGAGGGGGAGGAGAGGAGGAGGAGGAGGAGAUCCCAACUGGUGAACCCCCAAACGCAGUCUCUACGGACCGAGACACACAGAUUGCUUCAGAAUUUUAAAAAAUGAAAAAUACAUCAAGCCAACAGCAUUCUCCUCAUUUCUAUACUGUACAUAAUGUCCCUCCCUUUUAAUUGUACCCCUUAUAAACGUUUCUCAUAGUAAAAGCAUAGCAAACUAAUGAAGUGUUUUGAAAGGCUACUAAAGCACAGAUAAGCAUUGUAAAGAGGUAUGGUAAAACACAUUAUUGAACAGGGUUAACUAUGGCAAAGGCAUGCUCUACCCAUGGGAAAAAGCAUACUAAAACUGCAAAAAUACACUGGAAAUCUUUUAGAAGGGACACUCCUGGUAGAUAUUAUUAUGUUUGCUUUUUAUAUUAAUUAGAAUGUGUUUUUUGUAAUCAUUUACACCAGUAUUUUUUUUUCUAAGUCUUAAUCAUGACCUGAACUAUGGGUCCUUGUUUUCUUUAUUGGUACAUAUU